Pelobates fuscus (common spadefoot toad) is the source of this 2013-nucleotide messenger RNA. RefSeq names its product src substrate cortactin-like. The record is from RefSeq and is a predicted model, not a curated record. Gene Ontology annotation, cellular component: site of polarized growth; cortical actin cytoskeleton; plasma membrane. The transcript has 17 exons. The coding region runs from base 90 to 1751 and encodes 553 amino acids. Gene Ontology annotation, molecular function: actin filament binding. Gene Ontology annotation, biological process: regulation of actin filament polymerization. NCBI's taxonomy places the organism in Eukaryota, Metazoa, Chordata, Amphibia, Anura, Pelobatidae.
GGGCGAAGGAGACACUUUGAGACAUAGUGCAGAAAAAAGACCGUAAGAAAGAGGUCAUUUACAAUAGGAUUCACAAACCACUGUGCAAGAUGUGGAAGGCAGCAGUGGGACACAAUGUGAAAGUGGCGGAAGCUGACGGAGAUGAUUGGGAGACAGAUCCAGACUUUGUGAAUGAUGUCUCAGAAGAGGAGCAGCGUUGGGGAGCCAAAACAAUAGAGGGUUCAGGACGUCCUCAACAUGUAGACAUAAGCAAACUGAGAAGCAAUGUAUCCAAGGAACAUGAGCAUCUGAAGAAAAAAGAGCUUCAGGAUGGACCUCAGGCAUCUUACGGAUAUGGUGGACAGUUUGGGACAGAGAAUGACAGAAUGGACAAGAGUGCUUUGGGCCAUGAUUACAAGGCCGACAUACAGAUGCAUUCCUCACAGACAGACGCAGCCAAGGGUUUUGGUGGAAAAUAUGGUGUGCAGAAGGAUCGGACUGACAAAUCAGCAGUUGGAUUUGGUUAUAAGGCUGAGAUACAACAGCACACCUCCCAGCAAGAUUACUCCAAGGGGUUUGGAGGACGUUACGGUGUACAAACAGACCGUGUGGACAAGUCAGCGGUUGGUUUUGAAUAUAAAGCUCAGGUAGAGCAGCAUUCUUCGCAGCAGGAUUACUCUAAAGGAUUUGGUGGGAAAUUUGGAGUCCAAAAAGAUCGCCAAGAUAAAUCUGCUCACACUUGGAGUCACAAAGAAGAAAUACAACCCCAUCAAUCGCAGACAGACCAUUCACAAGGAUUUGGUGGUAAAUUUGGAGUCCAGAAAGAUCGACAAGAUAAAGCUGCUCACAGUUGGAAUCACAAAGAAGAAGUUAAACCUCAUGAAUCACAGACAGAUUACGCUAAGGGAUUUGGUGGUCGUUAUGGUGUACAGACUGAUCGGGUGGACAAGUGUGCCUCUGGAUUUGGUGAAAUUGAAUCUCCCAGUUCCGUUUACCAGAAAACUCAACCACUGGAAGCCAUGACAAGUGGCGCUCAUGAUUUGAGAUCUCGAUUUGAGAAUAUUGCACGAACUGCCGAAGAGGAAAAUCGUCAGCGAGCGGAGGAAGAGAAAAUGAGACGACAGAAGAGAGAUAAAGAGGAGAGAGGGCAAAUAAAAAAAGAGAUUCAGCAGAGCAUGGACAGUAACAAUGUGUUGCCUCCUAAGCUUCCCGUGCAAGCUCCUGUGCCUGUGCCUAGAAAUUCUACGCCACCAAAGCCUGUAGAAAGAGAGAUAUUGAUAGAUCCAGAUUAUCAGGAACCCCCUCCUAUACCACCUCCUCUCUAUGACAAUGAGGCAGAAGAUAUAGAACCACCAGUUGAAAUAUGUGAUGAAGAGGACACAUAUGAAGAUAUUUCUGCUCCUCCAAAUAACACAGAGGAAGAUUAUGAGGCGAUCCCAGAUCCUCCACCUAGAGCAAUAGUAGAAGAUGAUGAUGAAGACUAUGACUGUAUUCUGGAACCUGAUGCUUCAAGAGAGGAUGCACUCUAUGAGGAGUUGCCAAAAGAUGAAAAUCUUCAUGUGCUUGCAUCUUCUAUGGGUGGUGUGCAAGCUCCCGGAAUCUCUGCUAUUGCUAUUUAUGAUUACGAAGGAGCUGGAGAUGAUGAGAUUUCAUUUGAACCUGAGGACAUGAUCACAGAUAUUGAGAUGCUGGAUGAGGGAUGGUGGAAUGGAACCUGCCGGGGGCGCCGAGGUCUCUUUCCAGCCAACUAUGUAGAGCUUGUAAAAAAAUAAGCUGUAUUUUACCUUAUGUGCACUGCUUCCACAUGCUUUUCCUACUGAAUUUUUUUUUUUUAUCCUUCUGAAUAAAAAUGUUCUAAACAUCCGCCCAUGCACUAAUACUGCUGUUCUGGGAGCCAUUUACAAAUUAAUUUCUUCUAUUCAACAAAAACAUGCUACUACAAUAUGGUUUACUAUGUUUCAUCUUUCAUUAUACAUCUUAUCAUUCCUGCUUUUCAAAUUCUUCUGAGUAUUAAAGUACAACAUUAUAAAUUAA